Molecule: messenger RNA, 1194 nt
Organism: Aspergillus fijiensis CBS 313.89
Lineage: Eukaryota; Fungi; Ascomycota; Eurotiomycetes; Eurotiales; Aspergillaceae
Exons: 3
Coding region: 1-1194 (397 amino acids)
Source: RefSeq, a predicted model, not a curated record
AUGGAUCAAGAUCCCAAUUCGGAUGCCGUGACGAUUCACGAGCACCCUCCGUCAACCUGGUCCUCAUCGUCUGGGAUACUCCCCCGCCUCCAAUCCCAGCUCCCCUACUCCAUCCCCCUCCUGCGUCGGAUCCAGCACCACCUCGCCUAUCCCACCUCCACCGCCACCGUCUUGGCUACGUUUCCUGCAGAAGAGGAAGAAGAACCCUGGCUAACAGCCUACAUCGACCUGCACGCCGGCCGCGAGACCCAAGUGGUGAUCUACAGCAGCGCGGAAGCGGACUCCUCAGUCGACCGCUCCCGCUCCCUCUCCCUCUUGUCUUCCAAACACACCCAGACAAUCCGGCGCCAACUCCUCGCCCUAUUCCAACAUAUCAAAACCCACCUGCUCCCGGCGUACACCGCCCAUCUCGCGGCCGCGGGACCCGUGACAGCAACAGCAACCAAAACAGAUCACCAGCUGCCCCCACCCCCGCCGCAGGCCUUUCUAAUCGGGAAUCUGCACACGGGGCUGCUGGCGGUGCUUCUUGCGGGGCCGACCCCGACCCCGACGGAAACCGAUGAGCAUGCGCUGGCAGCAGUGUAUACUUCCGGCGUGGGAUCGGCGUCGUUCGUCCCGGGGCUGAAGGUGCAUCGCUACGACCACGCGCCGUACGUCAAGUAUCUGUUUGGGAGGGAGGAGGUGGUUUGUCCCCGGGAUGGUGGUGGUGGUAGUGCUGCCACGGGUCAGGAUGGCUUCCGCUUCCACACCCGCGACGGCCGGCAGGGCGUGCAACCCCAGCAUUUCGGCCUCGUGCGGAGCCGCACGGUGAUUCCGCGGUCGGAUGCGACCUUGGCCAUGUUGCCCGGGGCGGCGAUUUAUGCGCCGACGGCCGGAGCGGGUGAUGGAGGGACAGAGAAUCCCGUGGCGUGGGCGUUUCUCGGGCCCGACGGGUCGCUGGCGACGUUGCAUGUUGAGGCGGAGUAUCGCGGGCAGGGGCUGGCGGGGAGGGUGGCGCGCGAGGCGAUGAGGCGGGGGAUGGUGGAGGAUGGGCGGUGGUGGAACGGGAACGCGGAGGACAACCCAGCUGGGGAUGGGAUGCUGGUGCAUACGAACGUGGCAAUGGGGAACGGGGCGAGUCGGCGGGUGAUGGAGAAGUUGGGGGGGAGGCUUGGCUGGACGGUUACGUGGACAGUCGUGGAGGUGCUACAGUAG